AACUAAUGACUUGCCAUGUGGAAUUUGUGUGGUGAGUUUUUCCAGCUCUUGACUCAGUGUGCUGAAAAAUAUGGGGAUGUUUUUCGUUUGUGGGUUGGACAACGACCAUUCGUCUUCCUCUACCGCGCUGAAGCUGUCCAGCCUAUUCUGAACUCCAGUCUGCACAUUAAUAAAAGCUACGAAUACAGUUUUCUGUUGCCUUGGCUCGGAACUGGGUUGUUAACAGCCACUGGGGAGAAAUGGCACUCAAGGCGGAAGCUUCUGACACCAUCAUUUCACAGUCAUAUUUUAGAGGACUUCCUUGAACCAAUCUACCAGGAGAGUCUUCUUCUGUGCCGACGACUGCAGAUGGAGCUGGACAAACCGUACUUCAAUAUCAUGCCAUAUGUUAAACUUUGUGCCCUCGAUGUCAUCUGCAAUACUGCAUUGGGAACAAACAUGAAUGCACAGAAAGAUUCAAACAGCGAAUAUGUGAUUGCUGUUGACAGACUGUCUGAAAUUCUUCAGAGGAGAUUCAUAACUCCGUGGCUAAAACCAGACUCAAUAUUCAAGAGAUCAGAAUUUGGGAAAAGACAGGCACAGUGCCUUAAAAUAAUCCACGAAUUUACAAGAAAGGUAAUUAAUGAACAUAAGCAGGAAAGGAAGCAACAAGAAAAUUGUGUUUCAGAAAAUUCACAGUCCGCUGAAAUAAAGAAAAAACGCCGAUUGGCAUUACUGGAUCUACUGCUGGAAUUUUCUCAAGAUGGCAGCGUACUGUCAGCUAGUGACAUCCAAGAAGAAGUGUCCACUUUCACGUUUGCAGGGCAUGACACAAUAGCAGCAGGCGUUGGAUGGUGCCUUUAUGUCUUGGGACACCACUUGGAUGCACAAGAGAAAGUUGUUCAAGAGGUGAGGAAUGUGAAGGAAGCCGGAGGAGGAGAGUGGCCUACAAUAAAGCAGCUCCAGAAACUCAUUUUCCUUGAAAGGUGCAUCAAAGAGGCAAUGCGCCUGUAUCCUGUAGUGCCACUUAUCGCCAGAGAUAUAAAGCAACCCGUGCAAAUAUUUGAUCAUGUGUUGCCACCAGGAGUCACAGUGUUGGUAAACACGUACAUUUUACACCGAGACCCCAGAUUCUUUCCAAAUCCAGAUAUUUUUGACCCAGACCGUUUUCUUCUUGAAAACUGUGAAACAAGGCAUCCAUUUGCUUACAUUCCAUUUAGUGCUGGGCCAAGGAACUGUAUUGGUCACAGAUUUGCAACACUUGAACUUAAAGUGAUACUUUCAACUAUCUUGUGUCAGUAUAUGGUGAAGUCUGUGGACGCUGAACGGCAGCUGAACCUCAUGGGGGAGCUAGUGCUCCUGAACAAAGAAGUUCCAUUUGAUGAAGAUGAUAAGGACAAGUCAGUUUGGUUCCUUGAUCAUGACUACCUUGAAAACAUGUAUGGCAUGUUUAAGAAAGUCAAUGCAAGAGAGAAGAUAGUUGGCUGGUAUCAUACUGGACCCAAACUGCAUCAGAAUGAUGUUGCUAUCAAUGAGCUGAUAAGACGAUAUUGCCCAAAUUCUGUUCUUGUCAUCAUUGAUGCAAAGCCUAAAGAUUUGGGCCUUCCCACAGAAGCUUACAAAGCAGUUGAGGAAGUCCACGAUGAUGGUUCUCCAACUUCAAAAACGUUUGAACAUGUUCCGAGUGAGAUCGGUGCUGAGGAGGCAGAGGAGGUCGGUGUCGAGCAUCUUUUACGGGACAUCAAAGACACGACUGUUGGGACACUCUCACAGAGGAUAACAAAUCAACUGCUAGGUCUCAAAGGGCUUCAUUUACAAAUACGAGAUAUCAGGAACUACUUAGUGCAGGUUGUUCAAGGAAAGCUACCAAUUAACCAUCAGAUAGUUUACCAGUUGCAAGAUAUUUUUAACCUUCUUCCUGACAUCAGCCAUGGUAAUUUUGUCGAGUCGCUGUAUGUAAAGACAAAUGAUCAGAUGCUCGUCGUGUACCUCGCAGCCCUCAUUCGCUCCAUUAUUGCUCUUCACAACCUAAUUAACAAUAAGUUAACAAACAGAGAUGCCGAGAAGAAGGAGGGUAAAAAGGAUGAGGUGAAGGAUAGUAAAGAGAAGAAGGAGGAGAAGACAAAAGAAGAAAUAAAAGUAGAGAAGAAAUAGAACUCUUUUUGAAAGAACAGUGCUGAUUAAGAUUUUGAGUAAGCACUUUUAUUGUAAAUUAAACAUCUCACAUUAAAUAUAGUAAAUCUUUAUUCAAAAAAACUUUUGUCUGUGACGCAUAAGGAAUAAAUCGGUGCUUUGUGAAAACAAACUGAUUCUAUGGGUCAAUAAUAGACUGAAAUGUUGCAAACAGAACAUAACUUUAUAUUUAAAUAAUAA
Messenger RNA from Zootermopsis nevadensis, 2352 nucleotides. RefSeq names its product cytochrome P450 4C1. The record is from RefSeq and is a predicted model, not a curated record. Gene Ontology annotation, molecular function: monooxygenase activity; heme binding; iron ion binding. Lineage: Eukaryota; Metazoa; Arthropoda; Insecta; Blattodea; Termopsidae.